Molecule: messenger RNA, 3767 nt
Organism: Aptenodytes forsteri (emperor penguin)
Lineage: Eukaryota; Metazoa; Chordata; Aves; Sphenisciformes; Spheniscidae
Gene: B3GALT6
Product: beta-1,3-galactosyltransferase 6
Exons: 1
Biological process (GO): glycosaminoglycan biosynthetic process
Cellular component (GO): membrane
Molecular function (GO): UDP-galactosyltransferase activity
Source: RefSeq, a predicted model, not a curated record
ACCCCGCCUGCCGCCCUGCCGCCGCGGGGUGCCAGGGGGCCGCAUCCCCCGGCAGCCCCGCCGCCCUCCCCUGAGGAGACCGCCUUCCUGGCCGUGCUCAUCACGAGUGGCCCCAAGUACAGCGAGCGUCGCAGCAUCAUCCGCAGCACGUGGCUCUCGGCCGCCGGGCGCCCCCCUCACGAUGACAUCUGGAGCCGCUUUGUGAUCGGCACAGGUGGGCUCGGGGCAGAGGAGCUUCGUAGCCUGGAGCUAGAGCAGAGCCGGCACAGAGACCUCCUCCUUCUGCCAGAGCUGCGGGAUUCCUACGAGAACCUGACUGCUAAAGUCCUGGCCACGUACGUCUGGCUGGAUCUGCACCUGGACUUCCAGUUUGCCCUGAAGGCCGACGACGAUACCUUCGUACGCUUGGAUGUGCUCGUGGAAGAGCUGAGAGCUAAGGAGCCGCGUCGCCUCUAUUGGGGCUUCUUUUCUGGCCGCGGUCGAGUCAAAUCUGGUGGCAAAUGGAAAGAGAGCGCCUGGGUGCUCUGUGACUACUAUCUACCAUAUGCUCUGGGUGGUGGUUAUGUGAUUUCUGCAGAUCUGGUGCACUAUUUGCGUCUUAGCAGGGACUACCUGAACAUGUGGCAGAGUGAAGAUGUUUCCCUGGGGGUGUGGCUGGCUCCCAUCGAUGUGAAGAGAGUGCACGACCCUCGUUUUGACACUGAGUAUAAGUCACGAGGUUGCAACAAUAAGUACAUAGUAACUCAUAAGCAAAGCAUCGAGGACAUGCUGGAAAAGCACCAGACCCUGGCUAAAGAAGGAAAGCUCUGUAAGGAGGAGGUUAAGCUCAGGCUUUCCUACAUGUAUGAUUGGGGAGUGCCUCCUUCACAGUGUUGCCAAAGGAAGGAUGGCAUCCCGUGAAAGCCUGAGGAAGGAAAAGGCAGAAUGUUGAUGGACUGUCGGAGCGUGGUUACGGUUACUUGGGGAGAAUCCCAGUAACUAGGGCUUAAAAAUUACUCAAAAGAUUUUGCACGAUUCAUUAUGUCACAAUCAAUGAAACCCUGAAACUCCUAAGAGCUACUGAUGUGGCAUGAUGUAGAGAUGCUUAAAAAAAAAAAGACAAAAAGCAUGGAAAGGCUCAUAUGACAGGAUUGAAGGCAAAUAAUUGGUUGCAAAAUAUGGAUAGUACAGAAAAUUUGGGGGAGAUAACUUGGAUGAAAAGUUGCUGGAAGAUUUUUAGCAGAACCUAAGAUUUAUUUGCUAAAGAUCAUGGCAGGCCUUUAUGCUAUCUAUAAGAUUGUGAAACUAGCGUCUGCUGUUUAUUUCUUGGCAAGGAACAAGUGUCAGUUUGGCAAGGUUUGAAGAUUCUAAUGGGCCCGCAAAUCAGUUGCUAUUGCCAGUGGGAACAGGUGACUGGUUAUUGACACAAGCAGUCAAGUAAAGGGAACAAUUUCACGUAGGAUAUUCGCAUUAGGGGAGGGAGAGAGAGUCUGUUCUUUGGCGAGUGCUCUGAUUUACAAGAAUGGAAUUAUUAGACCUUCUGUGUAACUUGUCUCUAAGCUUUUUGUUGUUUUAAAGAGUAAGUCUAUAUUUAGAAAGGUGGAUGAGUUAUGGUAUUUGGCAGAUAGGGAAUACAUUAUUUUGGGAUCAAAUAGUUAUGCUACAAAGCUAGCCUUCAGUUGUUAGGCAUAGGUGUUGUUCUUGGCUUAUCCUCCAAACCAACUGUGUAUGAAGAAACGUUUCGUCUCCCAACAGUAAGUAAUCUCACUGACUACUACAAGGUCAGACGUUGUAGGCUUCAGAUUUAUAUUGUUCCGGGUUACUUCUGUAAAAUGUAAAUUAGCAGGAUUAGAUCAGUGGAAGCUAUUCGGAGUUCAAACAACGUUGCCCUAACGUGGGUACCUCAGCUAAGAAGUAAACUCUGUAUGUAGUCAAGAGAAAUAGGUUCCCCCACCCCCCAAAUUCCUGUUUGAGGAGAACCUUGUCUCUCUUUUCAGGAGCUACGCUGCAAUCUAAGGAGACUAAUCCCCCAACGGUCACAUUUAGAUGCCCGAAGCUAGACUGUGUGGAUUCUCCGCUUCUCCCCGAUAGCACCUUAUAGUGGAACUAAAAAUAAUCUUACAGGAGGUCUAAGUUAAUUGCUCAAGUGAUAUGUCAGUAAAUGGGAUUAUGUCCCUUAGUCCUGUCUACGCUACAAAUAAUUCUAGUACUGACAGAGCUUGUCGGCAUCAGAUGCGGUAUUGAAAGCAGACAGGACAUUCUUGGCUGUAGAACAGAUCACUUACACAAUUUCGCCAUAUUACUUAUCUGCAAACCUUUAGGUAAGCCUGUAAUUCAAACAUUUUUGAAUGGCGGGUGCUCUAAUACACAGAAAUACUUUUUUUUCCAGUACUAAUACAGAGCUACUGACUUCCAGUAACCUUUGUCAGCUACAGAUCUUUCAGUAUAAGCAGAGUUUUUACUUUUAUGCCUGAAGGGCAUUCUUAAUUAUCAGUUUUACUGUUUGUUGCACACUGCACUUUCAUACAAUUUCAUUUCCUCCUCUUGUCAGUGUCUGUUCCCACCUGCAGGAAGAGACAAAUUGCAAAGAAGAAAAGGGGUGCCAGUAUCUCUCUAUUUUUGCUUCUUAAAUUAUCAAGUUAGCAAUUCAUACCAAAGGAAUCAAGUAUGGGUGUUUUGUUAUUCUUCUCUUGUUUUGAUUAAAUUAUUGAGGAUUAAGAGAAGUCUUCUGCAGAGGCUCAUAAUUCUCUAUUUCUAAAAUCUGAACAGAUCUUUGACUUCCUUCUAAAACAAAGUUAAAUUAAGAUACUGACAAAAAUAAGUUAUUUUAGCAUGUGUCCAUUCUAAUGCAUGCUUAUGUAUUGACAGAUAGGCAGAUGUGCUUUUCAGCAAGGUAUACUAUUCCAAAAAAAGAAUUUAACAAGAUUUCAGAAAAUUUGAAUUGGUUUUAGCAUUUUAAGAAACAUCUGUUUGCCAUUUGGGGUUCACUAGUAUUGUGUGUAUAUAUGUGAUUAAAUGCUUCUAAUGUGAGUAUUUAUUUAUAAUUAUUGAAGAUGUGUUAUGUAUAGGAAAUAAGAUAUUAAAUGUCAUUUUAAAUUUGUUUAAGGAGGUACUGUAACGUCCAUGAGAAUUACAUAUCAAGCAGUGCUUGAAUUUAUUGGUGUACAAGCCAUUAUUUAAAGUACCAGGAUCUGAACUGCGGUUCAAAAGUCUGCUGCAUGUCUCUUAAGCUAGUAAGAAUGUACCGUUUAUCCAUUCCUACCAAUAACCGUGUUCAUGGAAGUUGUUUACGUUGUUGACUUUGACUCUCCCUGCCCACAACGCCCAUCCCCACCCCCCAAAAAAAAAGUGUUUUUCAUUGCUGGCAAAAUUAAUGGCAGAGAAAUGCUGGAUCUCCAUCUGAUAUUUGACCCCACGGAAGACAUUGUGCAUACAAAUACUUAAUAGUUAAGAAAUUCUCUUGAAGAGUUUCUUGCACAAGUGUCAGGAAUACAGCGUGCACCCUGAGGCACCCAGCGUAGCAGCUCUCUUGGCAGCAGCACAGCCCGUUGCCUGCCUAGGUGCGCUGCCCGCACCCUUGCAAGAUGGAGCCCAGAAACGAUGGUGACCACUCUUGCGUUCUUGGUAUCCGCAUCUCGGUCUGACACAGCCUCGUUAUACCCUUUUCUGUUCAAGGUUACCCAUGUUUCGCUCUAGUUGCAAAACAAAUUAACAUGGAAGGCUUGACAGAUUCUUGUCCUUUAGUAAAUGGUUUUAGUUUUCUUAGUAGAUGCCCCCUUACUGCAAAU